AUGUGGGGCAGGGGCCCCUCAUGCCUGCCCCGGAUCGGGGGCUCCGGCGUCGGUGGGAGCCUCCGAGAAAGAGGUGUAAGGAGGACGACGCUGGACCCGCGGUCCGUCUCCUGCUUGCCGCCCCCGGAGCGCCGGGGUGAGGAGUCGCCUCUUGGGUACCACGGGGAGUGGGAGUCCAGGCCGGUGCUCCUCAAACCCGCUUCUCCCCGGUCGUUGGAGCGGAGGGGAAGGGGGUUCUCCGGGACUCACCUCGAGCCUGUUGUCAACAUUAGCCCCGGGUUUCCCAGCACUAACUCCAGCUCGGGCUCUCCCCUCCCUUCCCCCCACCUAUCUCGCAGCCGAGGGCCCGCCUUCCCUCAGCUCCCCCUCCUCCCUCCGCCCGCCGGCCCUCCCGCCCGUCCGCCCGCCACUCACCAGCGCGGACAAGCUGUGAGUGGGGGCGGGGAGGAGCGAGGUGGAAAGGAAGAAGCUCUCCCCUACAUUGCCAGAUUGAACACAGUUCGGAUCGCCCAUCCUCCAGCAUACCGCUGCCCUCAAUUUAGCUACGAGGUGGUAGAUAGCGAGUAA
Messenger RNA from Pipistrellus nathusii (Nathusius's pipistrelle), 567 nucleotides. Lineage: Eukaryota; Metazoa; Chordata; Mammalia; Chiroptera; Vespertilionidae. The record is from the annotation of a GenBank genome assembly.